AUGUUGCUGCAGCUGGAGAAGUCAUACGCCCACUGCGCACCGUCGGAGAUGGAGAAGCGCGUAGCCCUUCUUGAGCAGCGCAUCGGGCAGAUCACGGAGGGCGAAGGCUCCCGGAUCCAGACCCUCUGUGAGCAAGCCAAGAGGCUGCAAGAAGGUCUGCAUGCCUUACGGGUCUCUGAAGAGAUCCAGGAUGAACGAAGGCAAAAGGAGCUGAAGGUCGUGGAAAGCAGCAUGCUGGCGGACCUGCAGACAGCGGCUUCCGAAAGGCAGCAGGCAGAGCAGAAGCAUGAGGAGUCGAUCAGCAGCAGAUUGGACGACUGCCGAGUGGAACUCCUCAAAGAGCAGUCGCAGAGGGAGACUGUUCACGAUGACUGUGGACGCGAAGUUGGUGAAGAGGUUCAGAGACUCCAAGCUUUGCUCGAGAAGCAGACAGCACUGCGCUUGGAGUACGGGGAGCAGAUCGUCGCCCACCUGGAGGCAGAAUUCAGGAAAGUCCAGGACGCUAUUGUCAGCGAGCAGCAGCUUCGAUUCGAAGCAGAGGGCAUGAUGCUCCGGAUGGUUGAGGAUGUAUGUGGGCGACUACAGGCUGAGAUUCAGCAGGACCGGGAGUGUUCAAGUCGACAGUUUCUGACGGCCAUUGCGAUUGUAAUCAGUAGGGUUUCAGGGCAUGCUGUGACUUUGCACAGCAGUGCCGGUGUUGCAGUAGAAGCCGAGUUCCCUGUGCCAGGCCCCUGCCGUGCAGGCCUCGGGCCAUCCACCGUAGUUUUCAAACCGAUCUGUCGAGUAAGACACCCAUGGAUGCCCGACAGCCGCCGAAGAAAAACAUCUGCAAAGCACUGA
Messenger RNA from Symbiodinium sp. CCMP2592, 840 nucleotides. The record is from the annotation of a GenBank genome assembly. Lineage: Eukaryota; Dinophyceae; Suessiales; Symbiodiniaceae.